CACUCCCGCAACACCCUCAACGUACCUACCAUUUCUACCCAAUUACCACUAUGGUGGACUGGAACGAUCCUGGCUUUGAAGUGAAAUUGGAGAUGCUUUCAGUACAGUUGUUGUAUGCUAUUUUUGGCUUAUAUAGCUGGGAAUAUAUACGCUCCUCACAUGUGGAGAUAGCAUUACUCCGGAGGCAGCUUUCAUUUCGAUGGGCUUUGCUCUCGUACAUUACUGCCAGAUUCAGCUUCCUGAUUGCGACCAUUUUACUUGCGAUGCGAUCUAGUCCCUUCCACACAAGCAUGAGUUGUCAGAGCAUGGAUUUUGCGAUCAUGUUCUUGACAAACAUCGCCAUCGGCUGCUCCACAACAAACCUGAUGAUCAGAACAUGGCUGAUUUGGAAGACCAGUUGCUUGCUGCGCCUUUUGCUAGUCCUCUUAUCACUAGGUCAUUGGACAUUGCUCACUCUCUUCCCGACAACCGCUCGUGCAUCCACCAUAAACGGGAUAUGCGUGGUUCAUUUUGUCAAUCCCGCAUAUGCCAGUGCGGUGGUCAUAUAUACCAUGUCGUAUGAUCUGGUACUUUUGGUCUUUACCGUUAUUGGACUUUUGAAGAUGCCAUCGUCUUCUACGCUAUGGAAGACGCUCGUGAAACAAGGGGUGAUAUAUUUUGUCCUCAAUUUCGUAGUGAACCUUAUCCUACUGGUCCUGAAUCGUUUGAACCUGAAUCCUAUUAUGGAUGCUAUUUUGGGAAUGCCUGCGGCAUGCAUCUGGUCAGGACUCUCGUCACGGUUUCCGGUUUAGACGCAUGACCUACUUUCAUUUGCAGCAC
Molecule: messenger RNA, 819 nt
Organism: Suillus subaureus
Lineage: Eukaryota; Fungi; Basidiomycota; Agaricomycetes; Boletales; Suillaceae
Exons: 12
Coding region: 51-791 (246 amino acids)
Source: RefSeq, a predicted model, not a curated record